Molecule: messenger RNA, 2933 nt
Organism: Cladophialophora immunda
Lineage: Eukaryota; Fungi; Ascomycota; Eurotiomycetes; Chaetothyriales; Herpotrichiellaceae
Exons: 3
Coding region: 172-2550 (792 amino acids)
Biological process (GO): intracellular potassium ion homeostasis; potassium ion import across plasma membrane
Cellular component (GO): plasma membrane
Molecular function (GO): high-affinity potassium ion transmembrane transporter activity
Source: RefSeq, a predicted model, not a curated record
CCUACAUCCUUUUCAUUCGACUCGUUCCCUUCGUCUGCACCCGCGCUGCUCUCUCGUCGUCAUCUGAACACCAUUGCUCCCAUCGACAAUGCGCUACGACAAUAGCAGAGAUCCCGAUUUGGGACUCUCUUGAAUCUAGAGGGCCGAAGUUUCGCCAUUUCCAAAAUCGCCAUGGAGAAGCCACCAUCACCUCACGAGCCCACGCCCGACGGGGCCCAGGGACACAGUAUCGUGCAGCGGGCCGCUGCUUUGUUCCGCAGCCUUGUCCUCCGCGCCUUUUCCGAGUUCUCUUUCAUCAACUGGCACUACUUCUACUUCAUUAUCACGUGUCUGGUGUCCAGUCUCAUAUUCUGGGGUUCGUCGACCCCGGCAAAAUCCGUGUCCUAUAUCGACAGCCUGUUCUUGUGUGUUUCAGCCAUGACAGAGGCUGGCUUGAACACGGUCAAUCUCUCGGAACUGAACACCUGGCAGCAAAUCAUGCUAUUCCUUCUCAUCAUUAUAGGCUCGGCGAUCUUCGUCUCGUCGUCCAUUCUCCACAUAAGGAAACGAGCCUUUGAAAACAAAUUUGCCGAACUUGCAGAACGACGGAGAGGGCGUCUCCACAGACCUCGAACAUUGACCUUCUCAUUAUCAAGAAGAGAGCAUGUCCAUCACAGCGACCGUGAGGCUGCUGUAGCCUCGGGUGCUGUACGUGGACGCCCGAUGCCGAAUUCUGCCAGGGGAGAUGAGGAGAAAACUUCAUCAAAGUUGCGAGAAUGUCAAGAACCCGCAGGGACUGAGGCCGGUGCUCGGCGGGAUUCAGCAUCAAAUGGAACCGUAACUGGAAGUACUUCCGGUGAUCAAAUUGAUAAUCACAUCAGGUUCAAAAUCCAACAUCCACCCGAUGAACAUCCCGAGACUCGGCCUCGGAAUAUCCGGCACACUACAAGUUUCUUCGAGGGAAGAGGUGUUGGUGCUCGGAGACUCAACAAUCAUCCGCGCAACACCCAGCCCUUUGAAUUCCCCCAUUCAGCGCCAGAAUCAGCCAUUGAGGACGAUCUCCCACCUUCCAGUCCACUCUCAAAUAAGCUUAACAAAUAUCUCGACACACUCCACGGAUAUCUUGGAAGGAACUCACAGUUUCAUCAUCUUAGCGAGAAGGAGAGAAAGAGGUUGGGGGGCAUGGAAUAUGACGCGAUCCGUUUGCUUUCCUGGCUUGUGCCGACCUAUUUUGUGCUGUUCCAGCUGCUCGGGGCCCUCGGUGUCGGUGCCUGGAUCACCGCCAACCGUCCAAAUAUGACACGGGAGAAUGGCCUCAAUCCUUUCUGGACCGGAGCCUUUUUCGCUAUCAGCGCGUUCAACAACAGCGGCAUGGCCCUCUUGGAUGCCAACGCAGUCGCUCUCAACCGGAGUUAUUACUGCCUCCUGACGCUUAGUUUGCUCAUCCUGGCAGGAAAUACCCUAUUUCCGCCUUUCCUGCGAGGCAUUUUGUGGACGUUCAAAAAGCUGAUCCCAGAGGAUUCUCCCUCGCCAGACUGGCAGAGACGGAGACGCACCAUCCAAUUCUGCCUUGACCAUCCGCGAAGAGUUUACACCAACUUGUUCCCGAGCGCGGCAACAUGGUGGUUGGUUGCCUCGGUCGUUGUACUGAAUACUGUCGACUGGGUUGCGUUCGAGUUGCUCAAUAUUGGCAAUCAAGUGGUUGAUUCCCUUCCCACAGGAUUUCGGAUUGUUGCUGGGUUGUUCCAAGCCUUCGCCGUGAGGAGUGGUGGGUUCUAUGUCGUUUCGAUAUCAGGUCUGCGAUCCGGGUUGCUGGUUCUUUACGUUCUCAUGAUGUAUUUGAGCGCCUUUCCGGUCACGAUGACAAUCCGAAAUACGAACGUCUACGAAGAGAGAUCGUUGGGCAUCUUCGCAGAUGAACUCCCCGUGUACCAGGAAAAUGACGGCGCCGCGCGAGAGGACAAGAAGGCAGGGUUCUUGAGUGGUCUCCGGCGCACCAUUACACUGACACAUGGUGGCCCAGCCGCCAACGCCCCUGCCUGGAAUCGGCAGGAUUUCGUCAGACUUCAGUUGCGUUCCCAACUAGGCCAUGACUUAUGGUGGAUAGCAAUCGCCAUUUUCGCCAUCACGGCCAUUGAGACAGGCCAGUUUGAGCGUGACCCUGUCAGUUUCUCAACCUUCAACAUCAUCUUCGAGGUGGUCAGUGGGUAUGGCUGUGUGGGCAUAAGCGUGGGCGUGCCCUGGAACAAUUACAGCUUUUGCGGCGCGUGGCACCUCGCGAGCAAACUGGUGCUGUGCGCAGUCAUGCUUCGAGGGCGCCAUCGCGGCCUUCCGGUCAGCAUCGACCGUGCUGUCCUCCUUCCCGACGAAAGCCUCGCCUGGGCCGAAGAAGAGGAUGCUCACAAGAGGACUUCGAGUUUUUAUUCCGGAUCGGCAAUGCUCUCGAGAGCGCAGACGUCGGCGAUGGCUUCAGGAGACCUCUUACCGCGGCCUAGAUCGGCGAGCUUCGGUGCGCCAGGGCCCAGCGUCCAAACCGACGACAGAGAGCGGACAAUCGAGCAAGUUGCUUGAGUCUUCCGGUGAUCCCUCCAAACUUUCAUCUAUCUAAGCGGUGGCCUUAAUUAAGGCGGAGGAGGAGCUUUCCUCUCGUCUGGGUACGGGGGACUUGUAUGUGUUGAGUCUGUACCCCAGACGUUCAUUUAUAUUCUGUUGUGCGGUUCGAAGAAUCGCCUUUGUUUUACUUUGUUUCGUCUCAUUUUCUAAUUGGCAGCACUUUGAGCAAGCGGUUGAGUUUGGAGCUUUGGAGCACAUACUGUUCGUUGCAGCACAUACUUUCAAGCGACAUAGAGAGACAGGUUGUCCAUAGAAAGGCAGUAGGUUUGGGGAAUCAUCAUAGCAGUGACUCCUGGGAGUAAUUCUAGUUCUUGAUGGGCAGCUGCAUCUGUGCAGAGAGA